Messenger RNA from Emiliania huxleyi CCMP1516, 1175 nucleotides. RefSeq lists its product as hypothetical. NCBI's taxonomy places the organism in Eukaryota, Haptophyta, Isochrysidales, Noelaerhabdaceae. The record is from RefSeq and is a predicted model, not a curated record. The transcript has a single exon. The annotation marks the transcript as partial.
CUUCCGGUCUGGCCAAACACUUCCAUGAUUCUCUGUGUGUUCUCCACCUUCCUCGCCCUGGGCUUGGCGCUGACGACGCAGCUGGACACGCAGCAGCAGCAGAAGAGCGAGCUGCACACGACGAGGACAGGGGGCGUAAUCUUCAGCGGCAAAAUCACGACCGUCUUCAGCGCAGAUCUUCGCCUGACCGAGAGGCUCACCGCGGCCGUGCUGGUGGAGCAGGUGGAGCGUACGGCGCUGAUUUUGAGUCCACCCGCUGUUGGCAGCGUGGCCGAGGUCGUCUUUGGACGGCGCGUCGUCCCUCUGAGGCUGCGCGACAAGCUGCUCCACAGUCGCGUGCGGCUGCAGGCUGCUGCGUCAAACUCGACAUCGCAUCGCUGCACGAGGAUAGAGCUCCUGGGCCAGGCAGCCGCAGGGGAUGCAGCAGACAUCGAGCCUUCAGAACCCCUUGUGCUCGUCGAGCUCAUCAGAAACGUCUCCUCCUCCAAGCACCCUUGGCUCGAGCGAGACUACCCGGCCGGCACCCGCUUCCGACCCUUCACCGGGCCGACAUACGGCGUGAUCAGCGAGAGCGGCAUCGCGGUCCAAGACCUGCUCGACUGCGAGGCGCCCUUCUACGAGAUGCCCGCGAGCGCGACUCGCGUCGUGUGGUCGGCUGCCUCGGAACAGCUGGUUCGACGGUGCGCCGUGCCCGAGCUGCUCGACCCAGUCGAAGUCGUUAUUGUCCCUCACCCUCGCCCUCCGCCCUCGCCCUCGCCCUCGCCACCAACCGGCGUCCCCAUCAUGUUUCUCAUCCUUUUCUUCCUUUUCGUCCUCAUCAUCGCGAGUCACGACGGCAUCUUCAACUGCAUCGCGCUCUGCCCCAUCGCCUAGCGGCGCUCACCCAGAGAUCUUCCCCAUCGCUCCCUAGCGGCGCUGCCCCGAGAGAGCUUCGUUGUGCAUGCUUCGCGCCUGGCGUGGGUGCAUGCGAGUGUUCGCAUUAGGUAGGCACGUUGGAAUGCGGAGAUAGUUACUGCUCUUUGUAGACUUUGUAGUGUUCUCCUGUCCGGCGUGACUCUCUGUCUCACAUGAGUUUCUUCCCUCGAUUGUGUCACGCCUCUCCUCCUUGUUCGGCGUUGCCGAACUGCGACCGAAGCUCGCUUUGUAGCAGCGUCUCAUUGAACCUUACUUACCGU